UUGUAGCAGCGGGCAUUAGAUGCCCUUUAGAACUCAACUUAGAGUACAAUUUAAUUAACAAUAUUUAUGCUUCAAUGAAUUUAUCAAGUACAACUACCGAUUGUGCGCUUAAAAUCAAAAUGGCUGGGAAUCCGGUCGUAUCCGAUUGUACAUUAGUUUGGAUUUACAGUGAUAAUUAUCGUUCGCUGUUUGAUGAUUUAGAGUGCGAUCAGACGUCAACAAAAAUAAUAAAAGAUCUCACACAGCUGGAACGUAACGAGCUGUAUGCUUGGAAACCAGUAAUGUGCCCCAGCAAAUGCAACUGUUACACACAAUCUGAAUUCUUUCACAUCAAUUGCAACGGUGCGCAACUCGAUGUUAUCGAACAGCUUCCACGGCCUGAGCAAUUCGGGCUCAAGAGUUCGAUACUUAAUAUUACAGGUAAUAAUUUCAGUGUAUUGCCGUUAAACACCACCUUCGGCUAUGCCAACGUUUCGGAACUCUACGCGUCGUACAAUAAAAUCACAAACAUAAGUCUCACUCAACUGCCAACCAAUUUGAAGGUUUUAGAUCUACGAAAUAAUCGCCUAAAAUCUUUAAAUGAUGAAUUUUUACAUACAAUCCUCAAUGAUAACACAAAUCUGAAGUCUCUGUAUCUCAGUGAAAAUCCAUGGUUUUGCGACUGUGCCGCGCAGCAAUUACUGUUUACCAUACGUGCAAAUCGCCAACGAAUACUCGAUGUCAAGAAGUUACACUGUGUUAAUUUACGGAAUCGUACGCUCCUAACAGCAAAUGUGCUCGAAUUAUGCCAAAGUGCCGUUAAUGUUAAACAUUAUCAGUACAUGAUCGCAACUAUAAUAACUAUGGCGUUAAUCGUUAUUAUUUUACUUAGCAUUAUCGCACUUUUCUAUAAAUAUAAAUUAGAAGUGCAAGUCUGGUUAUAUGGACACAAUAUAUUGAGAUGUUGGAUUCACGAAACUGAGCUGGAUAAGCAUAAAACAUUCGAUGCGUUUAUUUCGUAUGCGCACCAGGAUGCAGACUUCGUCAACCACAUAUUACUGCCGCAACUCGAGCAGGGCGAACCACCAUUUCGUGUAUGCACGCACGAACGUAACUGGCUGGCUGGCGCUUAUAUACCGGAACAAAUCAUCGAAUCGGUCGAUCAGUCACGUCGUACGAUCAUUGUACUCACACAGCACUUUAUUGAGUCGGAUUGGGCGCGCAUGGAGUUUCGCACAGCACAUCAGUGCUCGUUGAACGAAGGUCGUGCGCGCAUAAUAAUGAUUAAAUAUGGUGAAAUCACGAACAGUGAGUUAUUGGAUAAAGAACUGAAGGCAUAUUUGGAUAUGAAUACAUAUUUUGAUUGGCAAGAUGAUAGAUUUUGGGAUAAAUUACGGUACGCCAUGCCACAUAAAAUGGGUAAAAAGAGGAAUACCGAUAUGCUAGAAGUUAGUGGAAGAAUGUAUGUUAUGGGACAAGUUGAGAUCAAUCGUUUGCGUGACAAGAGUGUUUAAAUUUGUUGUAGAAUGGUCUGUGAUAAAGCAAUUAUUUGAAGGAAGAUACUUGAGCAAAUCUCUCCUUUCUUCUGUGAAUCAAAAAGUCAUUCAAAGUGUUGCAACUAAGAGAAAGGGAGAAAAGGAAUCUUAGCCGAACUGGUAGCCCAAUCAGAAGUGAUCGCACAAACUCUACAAUUCCAAUUUUAUCAAGUAACUUAUUACAUCAAUUAUGCUGUAUACUUAAUAAAUAAAACAGAUAACAUUUA
This is a messenger RNA of Bactrocera oleae (olive fruit fly), 1741 nucleotides long. RefSeq names its product protein toll. NCBI's taxonomy places the organism in Eukaryota, Metazoa, Arthropoda, Insecta, Diptera, Tephritidae. The record is from RefSeq and is a predicted model, not a curated record. Gene Ontology annotation, biological process: immune response; toll-like receptor signaling pathway; inflammatory response. Gene Ontology annotation, cellular component: plasma membrane. Gene Ontology annotation, molecular function: protein binding; transmembrane signaling receptor activity.